GCUCUCGAUACCCACCGGCCUUCCCGUCAACAUCUAAUUUCUCAGGGAAGAGAACCGAAAGACGUGGACUUUCCGGUGAGCGGCAACCGCCCUCUAUUGUUAAAGUCAUAAACCCCCCAACGAUCAACCGUCGGGAGAUCCAAUCCCUUAACAAGACCACCUCUUUUCCAUGCCACAUCCGCCAUCAGCUUAAAUAACACCUAUCGAUUGUAAAGAUAGGGUCUUUUCUUGAUGGCGAUUCUUUAUGCGGUGGUGGCUCGGGGCACGGUGGUGCUGGCAGAGUUCAGUGCCGUCACGGGAAACGCGGGCGCUGUGGCUCGUCGGAUCCUUGAGAAGUUGCCUAACCAAGCCGAUUCCAGGCUCUGCCUUUCUCAAGAUCGCUACGUCUUUCACGUACUCAGGUCCGAUGGCCUCACCUUCCUGUGUAUGGCCAACGAUACUUUUGGAAGGAGAAUUCCUUUUUCAUACUUGGAGGAUAUCCACAUGAGGUUCAUGAAAAACUACGGGAGAGUAGCCCCCUAUGCUCCAGCAUAUGCAAUGAAUGAUGAAUUCUCAAGGGUGUUACAUCAACAAAUGGAAUUUUUCUCCAGUAAUCCUAGUGCAGAUACUCUCAAUCGUGUUAGAGGUGAAGUGGGUGAGAUACGUUCGAUAAUGGUGGAGAAUAUUGAGAAAGUACUAGAGAGAGGUGACAGAAUUGAGCUUCUUGUUGACAAAACUGCAACAAUGCAAGACAGUGCCUUUCACUUCAGGAAACAAUCUAAAACCCUUCGUCGAGCUAUUUGGAUGAAAAAUGCCAAACUCCUGGCACUCUUGACAUGCGUAAUCCUUGUGUUGCUGUACAUAAUAGUUGCCGCUUGCUGUGGAGGCAUCACUCUACCCUCAUGCAGAUCUUGAUUGGCAAUCCUCAUGCUUUCAAUUCAUGUUGAAGUAUGCAUUACCGCUGCCUCUGAGAUCAAAUGUGAAAAUUUGUCAUAUUUUGCGGCAUAUCUUAAGAUACAGUAUCUUUACAGGUUCAAGUAGGCUUCAUGUAUAUUCUGUUCCUAUUAUUGGAACGUUGUCUGGAUUUUCACUAGCGAAAAAUUGAGUUGGCCAUCACAUUGUUGCGGAUUAUCUCUCUACCUUGUAAAUGUAUGAACUUUAGAACCAGUCAUUUAUUUUCUCAACUUGAGACCUGCUUGUAAUUUCAAAAUACUCUGUAAACAUCUGGUUUAUUCAUUCCAGAUCUUUGUUCCAGCCUUCCAGGGAGCAUUCUGGUUUCUGAAUCAGCUUGUUCAUGGUACCUUAAGUUCUUGAAUUUAUCCAACAUUUUCAAUUAAAUUUUUAACUUUUUA
Rubroshorea leprosula is the source of this 1331-nucleotide messenger RNA. NCBI's taxonomy places the organism in Eukaryota, Viridiplantae, Streptophyta, Magnoliopsida, Malvales, Dipterocarpaceae. The record is from the annotation of a GenBank genome assembly.